Messenger RNA from Penicillium salamii, 1497 nucleotides. NCBI's taxonomy places the organism in Eukaryota, Fungi, Ascomycota, Eurotiomycetes, Eurotiales, Aspergillaceae. The record is from the annotation of a GenBank genome assembly.
AUGCGCUCUCUUCUCUUCUUAACUAUUACUUCUUUGGCCUCCGCUCUGGUCAUACCAGAUGAGGACCCUGGUAUUCGCUCCCAGGAGCAAUUCUUGAAUCGAGAUGAAGUUGACAUAGGCUCAUGGGGAGCGGGAAAUCUGAAGGAUCAAUUGUUCAUGGAUAUUCCAAGCCCAACGCCUGUCGACCGUGGGUUCGGACAUGGAAGAGAAUGGUCUCGUGGUCACCACGAUAGGUAUGAAGGCUGUCCUUGGGACGGAAGUCAUGGAUCCUGGCCUGAAGAGGGCCGCCAUAGACAUGACUGGCUCGAUGAACGACCCGGAUGGGGAAGGGGACAUCACGAGAGCCCCGGCAGACAUGGCGAACACGGCGAAUGGCCUGGUAAAGGCCACAGACAUGGGCCCGAUGGUCCUGAAGACUGGCCGGGUCACGAAGACGAAGGAUACCACCCACCCUAUUUCCACCAUCCCCAUCCCCACCCAUACCCCGGUGACAGACCCUGCGGUGGGAAACAUCGAAUCCAAGAUCCAUGCCCAGGCCCAGGAAGUCCGAAAGAUCACACAAUUUGGGAAACAAUCCAGCAAAACGAGCAAACAACCCGACUAGCAGAACUGAUAUCCAACGACAAAGAGCUAAUCGAGCUGCUAAGCCAGAAAGAAAACCACACCAUCUUCGCACCGACAAACCACGCCCUAAGUCAACUAGACCUGCCCGCAAAUGUCCUAUCCAACUUCCUGCGCUACCACAUCGUCCCCGGACGAUUCCACCUACACGAGCUAGCAUUGCAUCAAACACUGCCAACCAAACUAACCGAGGAAUCAUUGGGAAAGCUUCCACAACGACUAGUCAUAGAUCUAGUCGACGAAGCAAUCCUCAAUCGAAGGAGUAUAGUUCUUCGAGCAGAUAUUAGUACCAAAAAUGGAGUCAUCCAUAUAAUCGACCUCCCUCUACAUCUCCCACUUGAGACGCGGGCGAUGAUUCCAGAGGAGAGUAUCUUCGCGCGAGCGCUGGCGCAGACGCAGCUCAGUCAGUAUAUGGAUCCGGCGCAUCGGAGAGGAGGGACGACAUUUGUGCCGACAGAUAGGGCGUUUAGACGGCUUGGGCGGCGGGCGAAUGAGUUCCUUUUCUCGGAGGAGGGGGCGGCUUGUUUGCGGGCUUUGGUGGGAUAUCAUAUUGUGGCUAAUCGGACGGUGUAUUCGGAUAUGGUGUAUGCGGAUGGGAAGGCUAAGGAGUUUUCUGGUCCUGGGCAUGCAGUUGUUGAGAUGGAGACUGUUGAAGGGAGGGAGGUUUGGGUUGAUAUUGAGGAGGGUAUGCGGGUGAAUGGGUUUGGUAGGGUUGUUGCGGAUCUGGUGGCGAGAGAUGGGUCGAGUUUGAUGCUGGAGAGGGUUUUGCUUCCGCCGCAGAAGGUGAAGGGUAAGAGUUUUAGCAAUAAGGCUAACGAGGACAAGAUUGGGGAUUUGAUGGAGAGGCUCGAUUGUGUUCGAGGGCAUGAGCUUUGA